AUGUAUGAAGAUCUUCAGAUGAAGUUUGGUCUCGGUCAAAGGUCUGUAACAUUUAGAAAAGCCGUUGACUCUGUUGAUCGCAGCAAAGUUAGCCGUCAUAUCAAACCGAAAGACUAUGUGGCUUGGAAUCAAUUCAGCGAUUUUCUGGACAGGCAUGAGAAGGUGUACGAUAGCAAACGUGAUACACUCAAACGAUUCCGCAUCUUUAAGAGGAAUUUAAAGGCUAUUCGCAUGUGGCAAGAGAGGGACGACGGAACUGCAGUCUAUGGAAUCACACAGUUCUCUGAUUUGACUCCUGAAGAAUUCAAGAAGAUUUAUCUGCCUUACACUUGGGAAGAACCAAUCUACCCGAAUAAAAUCGCUGAUCUUGAAGCUGAGGGUAUCAAUGAACUUCCGGAAUCAUUUGACUGGCGACCAAAAGGCGCCGUAACGGAUGUGAAAAACCAGGGAAGCUGUGGAAGUUGCUGGGCCUUCUCGACAACAGGAAAUAUCGAGGGGCAGUGGUUCCUGGCCAAGAAGAAAUUGGUAUCGCUUUCCGAGCAAGAGCUGGUUGAUUGUGAUAUUGUUGAUCAAGGGUGCAAUGGUGGAUUACCAAGCCAAGCUUACAAGGAAAUCAUUCGUAUGGGUGGAUUGGAACCUGAGGAUGCCUAUCCCUAUGACGGGAGAGGCGAAACCUGCCAUCUCGUACGUUCGGAAAUAGCUGUAUACAUCAAUGACUCCGUAGAACUACCUCAUGAUGAAGAAAGUAUGAAAGCAUGGUUGGUUAACAAAGGCCCUAUUUCCAUAGGUAAGUAAUU
Messenger RNA from Strongylus vulgaris, 797 nucleotides. The record is from the annotation of a GenBank genome assembly. NCBI's taxonomy places the organism in Eukaryota, Metazoa, Nematoda, Chromadorea, Rhabditida, Strongylidae.